CCUGAAACGCAGCGUUUCAUUGGGGAAAAAAAAAAUAGGGAGACGUGAUGGCGGUUUCAGAAGAAGAAGGCGUGACCCUCGAAGUUCUGAGGAAGAAAAUGGCGGACUUCGCUCGAGAAAGGGACUGGGAGAAGUUCCACAGCCCCAGAAAUCUUCUUCUGGCUCUGGUUGGAGAAGUAGGGGAGUUGUCUGAGAUAUUUCAGUGGAAAGGAGAGGUCCCCAAAGGCCUGCCGGAUUGGAAAGAAGAAGAGAAGCUUCAUUUGGGUGAAGAGCUCUCAGAUGUGUUGCUGUACCUUGUGAGGCUGUCUGACAUAUGUGGUGUUGAUCUGGGAAAAGCUGCCCUGAGGAAGCUGGAGCUCAAUGCCAAGAAAUACCCAGUCAAGCUCUGCAAGGGCUCUUCCAAAAAGCACACCCAAAUCAACUCAAAAUCAAACUCAGUCACCGACAAGAAUGGUAGUAUUCGAAAGAACAGCAACAGUAGUGGCAGCAGCGAGUGCUAAAGCAGCUCUGAUUGGGCUUGAUCUUCUCUGCUUUUCUGUUCCCAUGACUUCAUGAUCGGCGCUUGCCUCCUAGGUUUCCAAAGCUUUUUUUGUUUCUUUUCUUCGUUUUUCCUGUUAUCGUGUUCAUCAUGAAUCUCACAUCUUGUCUUCUUACAGAAGGGUCUCUUAGGUUGUCAACUAUUCUUCACUGUUAUGUACAGUUUUUGUGGCCCUUCUCCUUAUCUUGAUGUGCAUGAGCACCAACUGGGGUGGUGUGCCUUGGCAAAACUUAUUAUCAGAAAUUUGGCUGAUGUUGGAAAGAAUACAUAUGCCUAGUCGGUGGUUAUUUCAGUGA
This is a messenger RNA of Vitis vinifera (wine grape), 834 nucleotides long. RefSeq lists its product as uncharacterized. The transcript has 2 exons. NCBI's taxonomy places the organism in Eukaryota, Viridiplantae, Streptophyta, Magnoliopsida, Vitales, Vitaceae. The record is from RefSeq and is a predicted model, not a curated record. Gene Ontology annotation, molecular function: nucleoside triphosphate diphosphatase activity. Bases 48 to 500 code for a protein of 150 amino acids. Gene Ontology annotation, biological process: nucleoside triphosphate catabolic process.